This is a messenger RNA of Neoarthrinium moseri, 1038 nucleotides long. RefSeq lists its product as uncharacterized. NCBI's taxonomy places the organism in Eukaryota, Fungi, Ascomycota, Sordariomycetes, Amphisphaeriales, Apiosporaceae. Bases 1 to 1038 code for a protein of 345 amino acids. The record is from RefSeq and is a predicted model, not a curated record. The transcript has a single exon. Gene Ontology annotation, molecular function: chitinase activity. Gene Ontology annotation, cellular component: extracellular region. Gene Ontology annotation, biological process: carbohydrate metabolic process.
AUGUUGGUGUGCAACGCGGCGACCUGGAUGGUCAAGCUAUUCCCAUUCCUACUACCUCUAACAUGCCAUGCUGCAACGAACAACCACCGUGUUGUGGUCUACUACCAAACUACAAACUACAAUGGGUCGGCCACCGAGCACGUGUCUCUACUUCCACUGAUCAACAGUGAAGCCAAAAUUCCCGUCACCCACGUCCUGGUGUCUGCUCUGCACAUUGACGAUAAGGAUGGUAUUCACCUGAACGAUUACCCACCGGACAACCCGAUAUUUGACGAGGUCUGGAGUGAUGUUGCACAGCUGCAGGCCAAGGGCGUCGUGGUCACCGGAAUGCUCGGUGGUGCGGCCCCGGGUUCGUUCACGCGCCUGGAUGGCGACGAUGCCCAGUUCGAGAAGUACUAUGGUCCGCUGCACGACACUAUCGGGCAAUACAACCUCCAGGGUCUCGACCUGGACGUAGAAGAGAACAUGUCCUUGAAUGGCAUCAUCCGCCUGAUCGACCGCCUGAGGAAAGACUUCGGCGAUGACUUCGUCAUUACCUUGGCGCCAGUAGCAUCUGCCCUCCAGAAAGGCGGUGGCAACCUGAGCGGCUUCGACUACUUCAAGCUCGAAGCUCAGCGCGGAAGCGAUAUCGAUUUCUACAACGGGCAGUUCUACUCGGGCUUCGGCAGCGCCGCGUCCACAAGCGACUACCAGGACAUCAUCGACGGCGGCUUUCCCGCCGAGAAGGUGGUCAUGGGUCUCCUGACGAACAAGGCCAACGGGAACGGCUUCGUCGCCCUGGACACCUCGGCCGGCGUGAUCAAGGAGCUGGUGGCCGAGUAUCCCGACUUUGGUGGCGUCGCGGGCUGGGAGUACUUCAACAGCAUGCCUGGCGGCCAGAAGGAGCCGUGGAAGUGGGCAAGCUGGGCUACCAAUGCCUUGAGUGCCUCUUCGACGACCGAUACGUCAAGCCCCAAGUUCAUGGUCAAGAGAGCUGCUCACGAUACUUGGCACGUGGUGAGGCGGUGGGGACGACAGACGUGGAGGUUCCUCAAGUAG